Molecule: messenger RNA, 3507 nt
Organism: Phascolarctos cinereus (koala)
Lineage: Eukaryota; Metazoa; Chordata; Mammalia; Diprotodontia; Phascolarctidae
Source: RefSeq, a predicted model, not a curated record
UUCUUCCUUUCCAUGUCCAGGCUCCUCCUCUGGGGAGGUCAAGAUAGCCCAGCAACAGGCAGCCACAUUGCCCAGGCUCAUUGAUAUGCUUAAUAUGUACUCACUCUCUUCCCUUCCCAUUUGUCAUAGCUCCCAUUUGCCUUGAGCUCUGAGGCUCAGCUAAGGCUGUUUUAAGGCAGAAUUGACUCACUCAGGAUUGUGGGGAGGAGGGAGAUCCAGAAUCCUGUGAGGUAGGUGCUGUUAUCCUUUUAUAGAUGAAGAAACUGAGGGUCAGGACGAGUGAGUGUCUGAGGUAGGACCACGAACCCAGUCUGCCUGAUCUCGGCAUUCCCUGCUACCUUCACAGGGCUGCCUCUCGGGUACAAGGCUGGAGGCCAGGUGUAGUUGUCUCUUUCUCACUCACAGCAUCAGGGUUUAAGUGCUGGUACCACCUGGGUGGUACUGUCCAUGGUCUUCUCAGAGGGCAGGGGGCUGCUCUGCUCCUUCUGAGGUAAACUCCCUGGGGGCAGGGACUGGUCCCCAUCCUGCCUCAGCUCCCUGGGGUUCAGGACAUCAGAAGACAGCCAGCCAGGAAUGUUGCGGUGAGGCUGAUGUGUGCAGUGGUCAGCUCCCCUUCCUUGGAGGUCCUCGGGGCUGGGUGACACCGGGCAGACGUGUCCAGUUCUGAGGCCUUCCGUCCCUCGGCCACGCUGUCCAGGCCAGCAUCUUGCUUGUGGUGGGCGCUUAGUAAAUGCUUGUAACCUUCGCUGGCCAGUGGCUUAAUCUCUGAGGCUCAGGAUUGUGAUCUGUGCAGGAGAUGCCUGGACUCCAUGACCUAGCUCGAAAUUCAGCUGUUCUUAAAGACGUGUGUGGAAACUGUUUGGAGUCAGUACUCUUGCUUGUGAUCGUUUCUUCCCAGUCCCUUUUCCAUCUGCCGCCCCUUUUGCAUGAGUGUCCCCCAAGGUUCUGUUCUUGGUUCUCUCCUCAUCUCCCUUUACCCUCUCUUUUGGUGACCCCGUAAGUCCCCAUGGACCCCAUGCAGAUAGGUACCAAAUGUAUGGAUCUUCUGGAUAACCCAGUCUCAGUCCUAAGCUCUAGUCCAGCUGGUAGAUCUCGCAAACUGGAUGCUCUGUACAGAACUCAUGAUCUUUCUCCUAGAACCCUCCCCAUUUCUGAACUGGCUUGUCACUACCUGCCUCCUAAUCCCCGGGGCUACAUCCUCAUUGUUGGAUCUUGUCAUCUCCACCUUCAUGACAUCUCUUGUAUAAAUCUCCUUUCCCCAUCACCCUCUCCUCCCUAUGAGAGGCCUCAAAGAAGACCAAGGCCUCAGUGCUCCCCAGCACCUGCUUCAGCCCCUUCACAGCCGUUGGAAUAAAUUGUUAUCUGCCCGUUCUGCCAGGGAAAAAAUUCACGUGUUUGGGGUAGACACCCCACUAACUCACCGAGGGGUCUGAGGCCCUUUGGUUACACUUAACCUAGUUUGGCCAUUGUUUACCUGAGUGUAGAUGUGGCCGAUGCACACGCUGCAGCUUCUUGGAGCCGCAGGUGACAAUUGGGUGAAUUAGGUGGAUGCCGAAAGUGGAUGAACAGCCUUCACACGAGGCGCUAGUCCCCUUGAGCGCCCCAUACGCCCCAGGGGAUAUCGGAGAGGAUUGGGGCCGGUUGGGGAAUGGGUGAGACUGGAGUCCCGAAUGACAGGCUGUUGGCCUGAGGGACUGGGAGGACAGCGGAGCCCUCUUCAGCGACAGAGAAGUCGUAGGGCAGGGGCUUGGGGGGAGAGAGAGUAAAUUCCUUUUUAGGCUGAUUUCGAGAUUCGGCCACCAGGAGGGUGGAGCUAUCCAGCAAAGCCUCACGCCGUCUAGGAGUCGGUGGGGAGGGCUGCCUCACUACCCUGACCUCCAGGUUCGGAGGACCGUCUCAGCCCCGCCCUGGGGCCUGGCAGCUCUCGAAGGGCAAGACUGGCCGCGGAGCUAGAGUGGCGGCGGGGAUCUGAGGUUCGAGGGCAGACCAGUCAGUGUCGGUGGAAUUGAAGUCUCGGCUAGUUGGAAGGAGGGUAGGGCGAAGCUGGUAGGGGAGCUUUCCGGGUCAGUUCCUCUAGGCCGAGGCGGAGUCAGAGGCGGAGCAGAACCAGAGAAGAAGGCGGCCUCCCCCGCCUCCUCUCCACCCCAACCCCAACCCCCCAGGUCCAGCGGGCACGCCUAGCUUCCCUGCCCGGAGCACCCUGCGCCCCCCCAGUCUGUGCCUGCUCUCUGCCUUUGGCCACACGUCCGCGUCCGGGUCCACACAGCCUGCCUCUUCAGGGUUCAGCAGGGUGCCUGGCCCAUACCAAGUGCUUACCAAAUGUGUGUUGACUGGCUGACUGGCUGCCCAGGCAAAGGAUUCCAUAGGAUCAUGUUAGCAGUGCACUUUGACCAGCCUGGGGGCCCUGAAAACCUUUACCUGAAAGAGGUGGCCAAGCCUGAGCCAGGCCCAGGAGAAGUCCUCCUGAAGGUGGCUGCCAGUGCUUUGAACAGGGCAGAUGUGUUGCAGCGCUGGGGCCAGUACAGCCCGCCCCCUGGAGCCAGCAACAUCCUGGGCCUGGAGGCAUCUGGCCACGUGGUUACAGUUGGCCCUGGCUGCCAGGGGCCAUGGAAAGCAGGGCACUCAGCAAUGGCUCUGCUUGCUGGGGGGGGCCAGGCAGAGUAUGUUACGGUCCCUGAAGGUCACCUCAUGCCUGUUCCCAAGGGGCUGACUCUGAUCCAGGCAGCAGCCAUCCCUGAGGCCUGGCUCACAGCCUUCCAGCUGCUCCAUGUCAUAGGCCAAGUUAAAGCUGGGGAGACAGUGUUGAUACAUGCUGGAUCGAGUGGUGUGGGCACAGCUGCUGUUCAGUUGGCCCGCCAGGCUGGAGCCAUUCCUCUGGUCACCGCUGGGUCUCUGGACAAAAUUAAGGCAGUGGAAAAGCUUGGGGCUGCUGCUGGCUUCAACUACAAGGAAGGAGAUUUUUCAGCUGCAACACUAGAGUUUACUAAGGGUGCUGGAGCCAACGUGAUUCUAGACUGUGUAGGCGGGUCCUACUGGGAGAAGAAUGUGGCGUGCCUGGCCCUGGAUGGCCGCUGGGUGCUGUACGGCCUGCUGGGGGGGGCAGAGGUCCAUGGGGAGCUUCUCUCCAAGCUUCUGACCAAGCGAGGGAGCCUCCUCACAAGCCUGCUGAGAUCCCGGGACAAGAAGACAAUCUCGGGAAUGGGGAAAGUGCUGGGCUGUGGUGCCUGCUUAUGGUCACCAAGGCAUCGGGGACCUGAAGCAACCUGGGCACGGGCCCUCCCUCAGAAUUACAAAGCAGAGCUGGUGGCGGCCUUCACCCAGCAGAUCCUGCCUCACUUUGCCCAGGAUGAGCCGGGGUCGCUGAGGCCUGUGGUGGACACAGUCUUCCCCCUGAAGCAGGUGGCAGAGGCCCACGUGUAUAUGGAACAGAAUAAGAACUUGGGCAAGAUUGUCUUGGAGGUGACGCCAGUGCCCUGAGCACAAUAAACCAUGCUGGUCCCCCAGCCA